Molecule: messenger RNA, 2516 nt
Organism: Danio aesculapii
Lineage: Eukaryota; Metazoa; Chordata; Actinopteri; Cypriniformes; Danionidae
Gene: eomesa
Product: eomesodermin homolog a
Exons: 6
Coding region: 127-2115 (662 amino acids)
Biological process (GO): CD8-positive, alpha-beta T cell differentiation involved in immune response; regulation of transcription by RNA polymerase II; positive regulation of DNA-templated transcription
Cellular component (GO): nucleus
Molecular function (GO): DNA-binding transcription factor activity, RNA polymerase II-specific; RNA polymerase II cis-regulatory region sequence-specific DNA binding
Source: RefSeq, a predicted model, not a curated record
AAAUCCGGAGGUGUCGCUUCAGAGGUCAAGCUGCGGGGCGCACGGAGCCGCGUCCUGGUGUGAUCUACUUAUUGAUCUCCGCCUUGCUUUCCACUGAUCCUCAUCCCUUUAUCAGCACAGUGAAGAAUGCAGUUAGAAAGCAUCCUCCCUGGCGCAUCUGUAAACUUACCCAAGACCUUCUACAACCUGUCUUCAUCCUCCGAAAGCACCAAUAACAGCCCGGGGUCAACGCAGAUCGACUUUCAGGACAUGGACCGGACGGAUUCGGAGCAGAGUUCUGGUGCCAAGAAGUUUCUGAUGGAUGAUGCUGACAGCGAGAGCUUUACCGGGACUAAAGCAGCAUCAGCAGCUGCCACCGCCGCACCGGACGCGCGUAAAAGUUCUCCGGUGAUCGGCGCGGAUGAUGAGCUCUCCAGCACCCGCAGAUACAACAUCGAUGAUCUGGGCACUGAUCGAUACUUCAUAUCGUCCUCCCAACCGAGUUCUGACGUGGCCAACCCGUGCUCUCUGUUCCCGUACGGAGGGCAGACUGGGUCGGUGUACAGUGGCUCGAAUGGCUCCCGGUAUUCGUCGUCUCUGCAUUACGGCUCGGUUCUUCCCCCCGCCGGGUUCUCAUCCGCCGUGUGUGCCAGCAGGAGUCAGUUUGGGGGUGGUUAUCAGUUCGGACAGGGUCCCGGGUGCCUGUACCCGUCAUAUCCCGGUCCAGGCUCCAGUCUGAGCUCGAUGCCCAUUCCGGGUUCUGGCUCCGCGGCGCGGGCGCAGGUUUACCUGUGCAACAGACCGCUGUGGCUCAAAUUUCACCGCCAUCAAACUGAGAUGAUCAUAACUAAACAGGGCAGGCGAAUGUUCCCCUUUCUGAGUUUCAAUAUCACUGGACUGAACCUGACAGCGCAUUAUAAUGUGUUUGUGGAGAUUGUUCUGGCCGAUCCGAACCACUGGAGAUUUCAGGGCGGAAAGUGGGUGACCUGCGGGAAAGCGGACAACAACAUGCAAGGAAACAAGGUUUAUGUUCACCCAGAAUCACCAAACACUGGGGCGCACUGGAUGAGACAAGAAAUAUCUUUCGGAAAACUGAAGCUAACCAACAACAAAGGAGCAAAUAACAACAAUACCCAGAUGAUUGUCCUGCAGUCCCUGCAUAAGUACCAGCCCCGGCUUCACAUUGUGGAGGUGACCGAGGACGGUGUUGAGGACAUGAGCAGCGAAGCUAAAACACAGACCUUCACUUUCCCUGAAAACCAGUUCAUCGCUGUAACGGCUUACCAGAACACAGACAUCACGCAGCUCAAGAUCGACCACAACCCCUUUGCAAAAGGCUUCAGGGACAAUUAUGAUUCGAUGUACACAGCUCCAGAGAGCGACAGACUGACGCCCUCUCCAACUGACUCUCCGCGGUCGCACCAGAUUGUCCCCGGCGCCCGCUACGCAAUGCAGCCCUUCUUCCAAGACCAGUUUGUCAACAACCUUCCCCAAAACCACCGCUUUUACGGCAGCGAGCGCGCCGUUCCCCAAACCAACGGCCUACUGUCUCCUCAGAGCGAAGAUUCGGCUGCGGGCUCGGCAUCGGCUCAGCGCUGGUUUGUGGGGCCGGUGCAACAAAGUGGUGCGACCACCAAACUGGAUCUGUCCUAUGACAGCGAGUACUCGGCCUCCAGUUUGCUUCCCUAUGGCAUCAAACCACUGCCGCUCCAGAGUCCACAUGCACUCGGCUACUAUCCUGAUUCUGCGUUUGCCUCCAUGGCAGCUGGAUGGAGCAGCAGAAGUUCCUACCAGAGAAAAAUGACCACCGGCCUGCCCUGGUCGCCCCGGCCGAGCCCUCCAGCGUACACCGACGACCUGCUGUCCUCCAAAGACAAGCUGCAGGAUGAAAACUCCACAGCGGCCCCUACAGCUGCCAGUACAGGCCCCUGGAUGGAGGCACCUCCGGUGCUGAAAAGCGUGGAUUCAGGCGACACCAGCGGUUACUCCAUGGCCUGUAAGCGGCGGCGCGUUUCGCCUGGAGGCUCCAGUACAGACGCUUCACCCACUAUAAAGUGUGAGGACUUGAGCUCUGAGGAGUACAACAAAGAGAGCCAUAAAGCCAUGGGUUAUUACGCCUUCUACACCAGCCCUUAAGAACUGCUUUUCAAGAUCCUUUAUCAACCCAUUCAUUCAUUCUCUCGAUCUCUAACUGGUUUUAUUUUCUUUAAAGUGAUCUUGCUCAUGUUGUGUUUUAAAUCUUUUUAAUCUGCAAGUGCCAAAGCUUAGCUGUGCAUUUUAUUUGUGAAAUAUGCUUCAUUUUAAUUGGGGGUUUUGGUCGCAGUUUUGUUUUUAAAAGCAUGCCAUUGAUUUGUUUUUUUUUUAUCUUAUUUUAAUUCUUUGAAAAGCCCUAUGUGAUGUUUUAUUUUUGCCUUUUUUUAUUUAAGAUCCCUCUGUUGUACAGUAUUUGUGCACUUUAGAUUGUGAUGUAUCUUGUACAAAUGUUCUCAUGGCACUGUUAUGAAAGGUGAAAUAAAAUGUGCUUUUCAUAUACUUUU